Medioppia subpectinata is the source of this 379-nucleotide messenger RNA. The record is from the annotation of a GenBank genome assembly. Lineage: Eukaryota; Metazoa; Arthropoda; Arachnida; Sarcoptiformes; Oppiidae.
AGUAUUACAGCUAUUUAUACACGUAUUCGAUGCCAAAAGCAAUUCGUGAUAAAAUUGAUGAUUACAUGAACUGCGAGGACAUAGCCAUGAAUUUUCUGGUCUCUCACAUCUCACGGCAGCCGCCGAUUAAAGUGACCUCUCGUUGGACUUUCCGAUGUCCCGGUUGUCCGAUAAGUCUGUCUGAAGACGACUCGCACUUUAAUGAACGCCAUAAGUGUAUCAACUAUUUUGUCCAGAUUUACGGUUAUAUGCCUUUACUUAAUACUCAAUUCAGAGCCGAUUCUGUGCUCUUCAAGACCCGUAUUCCUCACGACAAACAAAAAUGCUUUAAAUUUAUUUAAAACUCAACUUUUUUAAAAUUUUAUUAUAUAUUUAGAGA